Messenger RNA from Sycon ciliatum, 1645 nucleotides. RefSeq lists its product as uncharacterized. The record is from RefSeq and is a predicted model, not a curated record. NCBI's taxonomy places the organism in Eukaryota, Metazoa, Porifera, Calcarea, Leucosolenida, Sycettidae. The transcript is spliced from 9 exons. Gene Ontology annotation, cellular component: endoplasmic reticulum membrane; axon. Bases 81 to 992 code for a protein of 303 amino acids.
UACCGUUCUUGUCUUUCCCAUGAUUCAGAGCAUUUUUUCCAGAAUUUCUUCUUCUCCCUUCACCUCAUUUCUUUGCAGUCAUGGAUAGUUCCGAGCAGCAAGAAGUUACAGCCUCUAAGGUUGAAGAAAUUGCAGAUGACAGCUUGGCUUCAGCUGAGGAAAUUGUACCCGAGGCUGUGGAAGAAAGUGAGCCCGUCGAAGAAGUGGUGCCUUCUACUGAAACAAUUGUAGAUGAAAUUCAGGAUACGAGUUCGAGUGCAGAACCUGUAGAACCUGAAAAACCGAUCAGCACAAGCCCUGUAGAAGAGAUUGUAGAAAAGCCCACUGAGACAACAGAAGCAGUCAGUGAAGCUGUUGCACAGCCAUGCUGUGGCUCAGCAGAAUCAUCAUGUCCCCUCAUGCACCCUCAAGUCCAAUCACUGAUCUUCUGGCGAAACCCCGUGUACUCUGCCGUGGUGCUGUGCGUGGCCGCAAGCCUGCUGCUCCUGCUGCGUAGCGCCACCACCUUCUCCAUCAUCAGCCUGUGGAUGCUGUGUAUGCUGCUGGUCUCGGUCAGCUACCGUGUUGUCGUUGCCACAGUUCUCACCUUUCAGAAGAGAGAGCUUGUCAACCCAUUGGCUGUUUACCUCACCGGCGGAUUCCCCGUUGAGCAGGAUCAGUUGGCUUCCGCUGGCAAGCUAGUUGUGACGUCCACUCUCAACUACUUUGACAACUUACGCCGUGGCCUUCUUGUGGAAGACGUCCGCUCGUCUGUGAUGCUUUUCUUCAACUUGCUGGGCCUGUACCAGAUGACAUGCUGGUUGUCACCCUUGACAGCUGCAACCAUCUGCCUUGUCGGUUUCUUCGUCAUCCCUCCACUCUAUGAGAAGAACAAGGCACAAGUUGAUCCCGUGUUAGCCAAGGCUAAGGUCCAGGUCCAGUCCAUGUUGGCAAAAGCAAGAGCGCUGCCCGUUGUUGGUCCUCUGCUUUUUGGCAAGCCAAAGACUGACUGAUGCCCCACUGCUGGGUGAUUGUGCACAUUACCCCAUGUGCCUUAUGAGGAUGCAACCGCUCUGUCGAAGCACACGGUUUGGUUAUUUUUGAUAUCCGGUACUGGUAUGUGUGCCUCCGCAGCGGUGAUCUGAUUCUGUAUAUCCUGAGUGCUUUCGUACUGAAGUAUUUUUGCAGUAACAGCUAACCCCUAUUUUACAAAGUUGUUUUUCGUUCUCUUAUCGUUGUUUUUAAUAUCAGGGUUGUUCCCUUCACCUUUGAGGCACUGGUGUCUGUGCUGUUGCUCCGCUUGUACUCCUAUGGUGUUUUCUGUGUUGGCUGCACGGAUAAUAGUUAGUACAAGCUCUGCCGGGCUAUGUGCAUCAUACCUCGUACCGGUGUUCUCACUAUGUGCAGCAUGCGCCUGUCGUUGUUACUCGCCUGUUCCUGUGUUGUCUCCGUUCUGCGCGUUGUUCGCCUUUGGCCUCUACUAAGCCCAGCUAUCUUGGUUGACCGACGCGAAGAAGAUUAUUUCCUUUUCCAAGUUUUUUUUUUACUUCGAAGUACGAAAGAUCCUGAAUACUAUUCUCCCCGGGUUGCGAAUAUACUCUCUCAGAGCCAUGCCCAUCCAGUAAAUGUACAGUUAUUGUGAGGCUUCAACGUGAUCACAACUGGA